CACAUUUAAUUCAGCAAUACACGGACCGAUAUAGCUACCCCCUCCCAUACGCAGACGCGUACACAACCACACACACAGACACACGCACACACACUUCAGGGUUUUCUUCACCCGUGGUUUCCUAGAUGCUCGAAGCUGCUGUUGUCAGAGCAAAUUAAAUCCGCACUACUGCUGGUUAGUGGUGACCUUGCUUGCCUCUGAUAGGGUUUUCAAUAUUUUAUUCUCUAUUCUGCUAUCUCCAUGGCUACAUCAGACGGAAUAGAGGGUUGUGCGCUGCAGCGAGGCAGAUCUCAAAGUGACCCGAACAUCCUUAGCGAGACCAGCAUUGACCACACGCGCAGCACAGAUGUAAUGGACCAGCAGAGGGCGUUGCACUCUGGCUGCUUGGUUACAGGGGUACGCACGCCCCCCAUUCGCCGCAACAGCAAGCUGGCCUCCCUGGGGCGCAUCUUCAAGCCCUGGAAAUGGAGGAAAAAGAAGAAUGAGAAACUGAAGCAGAGUUCUACGGCUCUGGAGAGAAAGGCAGCAGCACGGCAGAGCCGGGACGAGCUGGUCCGAAGGGGGCUGGCGGAGAUGAUGGAGUCAGAUUCAGCACUGGCCUGUGGGGGUAGUACUGAGGACCCUGGCACUCCCACGCAGGACUACUCAGAUGGGGAGGAGAGGGAGGAAGAGCCGCUGGCCCCCCUGGUUAACCUCAGCACCAUGGAGGACCUUGGAUCCGAUGAGGACAACCCCUCCACAGUGCGGGACUCUACAGAAGACAAUGAGACUGUGGGGGAACACAGCCCAAAUGAGGAGGAAGAAGAAGAGGAAGAGGCACCCUCUGCUGACACAUCUGCAAGCGCCCUUGUGGGCACAGCUGAGAAUCCCGAUGGGUCAGGGAAAGACGGAGGAUCCCCAGGUCAUGGGGACUCCAGCACUCCACCCCCACCUGGCCUACCUGCCAAGCUGCUCACCAGGCUGGGGAGUCUGGAGGGCUCUCACACUGACAUUGGGAAGACCUCCCAGCCCUCCCUGCACAGGAGCUCCACCCUCCCCCGACAGGCACCCCGGGGCCCUGACAGCCAGGGGUCUCUCACCCUUCGAGGGCAGAUCACCAACCCCACAGGGUCACCACACUUGGGCAUCCUCCACCCUCAGCUGCCUCCCAGCUGCAUCAUCGAAGAGCUGCACCGUGCUCUAGCCACCAAACACCGGCAGGACAGCUUCCAUGCUAAGGAGAUCCGCUCAUCACCCAAGCGGCGGUCAGACGGGAGACUGUCCCGCACUUCCAGUCUUGAGAAGGAGCCAAUGGGACAGGCAGAAAGCAAGAAAGACUCGGACGAGAACAAGGAGAAUCUCCGUCUGGAUCAGUACUACAGUGAUGCCUCCGGACUCCUCCAUGACCAGGACAGCUGGAAUGAGUCUGUGAUCUCAGGGACGCUGCCACGCAGGAUGAGGAAGGAGCUUCUUGCCGUGAAGCUGCGGAACCGACCCAGCAAGCAGGAGCUGGAGGACCGUAACAUCUUCCCCGUACGCAGUGACCAGGAGAGGCAGGAGAUCCGCCAGCAGAUUGAGAUGAAGCUCGCCAAGAGACUAAGCCAGCGGCCGGCUGUUGAAGAACUGGAAAGUAGGAAUAUCCUAAAGCAGAGGAAUGACCAGUCAGAACAGGAGGAGAGAAGGGAAAUCAAGCAAAGGCUGAACAGAAAGCUCAACCAGCGGCCCACAGUCGACGAACUGCGGGACAGAAAGAUCCUCAUCCGCUUCAGCGACUACGUUGAGGUGGCCAAAGCUCAGGAUUAUGACAGGCGAGCAGACAAGCCCUGGACCAGACUCUCAGCGGCUGACAAGGCAGCAAUACGGAAAGAGCUGAACGAGUUUAAAAGCAACGAGAUGGAGGUCCACGCCUCCAGCAAACACCUGACAAGGUUCCACAGGCCAUAGCAAGGUUUCUUCUGUGAAGAAUUGCUGAAGCCGUCUCUGUCAGCGAAGACCUUGAGAGGAUUCUUCCUGUGCCCUGGCCCAGUCUUGUGGGUGUCUGAUAUUUAGGCGCAGUGAACCUUGGAGGCUAUGUCUCUACAGUGGGCGCUGCCAGGAGAGGCGUCCCACACAGGGGGAGCUCCAUAUCCACUCAGAAGGACAUCUCCUGAGGUUUACUGAAGAGGGGAGGAGAACGGAGAUCCCACGUGCUGUUCGUUUCCAAGACAUUUUUUUUACGGACUUUUUUGAAAAGCAGCCUUUCGAUACCAGGGGUGGAGAUAUGCAUGUGACCAGCUUACCCUUUUCCUACACCGUAAAUGUUAGUCACACCUCCAGCAUUGUGGGCUCUCACUGAUC
Megalops cyprinoides (Indo-Pacific tarpon) is the source of this 2316-nucleotide messenger RNA. It is a transcript of the gene phactr3b, whose product is annotated as phosphatase and actin regulator 3b. The transcript has 13 exons. The coding region runs from base 241 to 1923 and encodes 560 amino acids. Lineage: Eukaryota; Metazoa; Chordata; Actinopteri; Elopiformes; Megalopidae. The record is from RefSeq and is a predicted model, not a curated record. Gene Ontology annotation, biological process: actin cytoskeleton organization. Gene Ontology annotation, molecular function: actin binding.